Dicrocoelium dendriticum is the source of this 768-nucleotide messenger RNA. The record is from the annotation of a GenBank genome assembly. NCBI's taxonomy places the organism in Eukaryota, Metazoa, Platyhelminthes, Trematoda, Plagiorchiida, Dicrocoeliidae.
CUUGAAGUGCAUUUUUACAACCCGUUUACAAACUGUGAUGUACAAGCGUCUCAUCUUCAUUGCUCCAGAUUACUCCAUCUAUCUCGGUCGCUCGCACCAGCUGUAUUGAGUAUUGUGUUCCGGAACCUUUUGUCUCCACAAGCCUUUCAGGAAAUGGAGUCCAUGGACGGGUUGACAGUAAAUUCCGUGUCCUGCACCAUUUCCGAUUGUCAACCGGCUGACUCGCCAAAAGUGUGUUCUAUUCAACGGUUGCCCAAGGAGGUGAUCGACCGAAUUGCUGCUGGCGAAGUUAUUCAGCGUCCUGUGAACGCUGUCAAAGAAUUGUUAGAAAAUUGCUUGGAUGCCGGCAGCACUCAUAUCGAGAUAACGGUUCGAUCCGGAGGGUUAAAGUUGCUUCAGGUGCAAGACAAUGGCAGUGGGAUCCGCGUGUCCGACUUACCGCUUCUUUGCGAGCGAUUUACAACCAGCAAACUCAGAGAGUUCGAGGACCUCAGUAAACUGACCACUUUUGGUUUCCGAGGUGAGGCUUUGGCAAGCCUAAGUCAUGUCUCUCUGCUCACUGUGACUUCGCGAACUGCGCACGAACAGUGCGCAUACCGCGUGUCUUAUCGCAACGGCAAACCCACAGAAAGAGCAAUCGCUUGCGCUGGAAACCAGGGAACAACAAUUUUAGCUGAGGAUUUAUUUUACAACACACCGCUUCGUCGCGCUGCUUUGAACAACCCUCGUGAAGAGUUUUCACGAAUAGCGGAAGUUGUGUCCCAGUGA